This is a messenger RNA of Cicer arietinum (chickpea), 2526 nucleotides long. RefSeq names its product ETHYLENE INSENSITIVE 3-like 1 protein. Gene Ontology annotation, cellular component: nucleus. The record is from RefSeq and is a predicted model, not a curated record. NCBI's taxonomy places the organism in Eukaryota, Viridiplantae, Streptophyta, Magnoliopsida, Fabales, Fabaceae. Gene Ontology annotation, molecular function: DNA-binding transcription factor activity; DNA binding.
CCCCACUUUCUUAAUGCAAUAAAAUCUUACGCUCUUUUCACUUUCUCUCUCUUCCCCUUCUUUCUAUUUCUUCUUCAUCUUUCAUUUUAUUUUAUGUUGUUUCUACUUCUUCUCUUCAAUUGACUUGUUCCCAUCACAUAAGAACACCCAGUUCCAAAUCAUCUAGUUUAAAAGUGUUCAAAGUUGUAGAAUUUGUUGACUUGAAUUGGUGAAUAGAGAUAGCUGGUAAAAUUUGAAACUUGUCAUCAGAAGUUUGUUGGUUGAAUCCUUUUUUUUUUUUUCUGAGGAUAUUUAGUCUAUCUUUGAGGAUUAUUUUUCAUUGGAAAAUGAUGAUGAUGUUUGAAGAGAUGGGCACACCUGUUGAUAUGGAUAUGUUUUCUGCUCCCCUAGGAGAGGGGAAUGUUACCGCCCGGCAAACUGAGCCUGAGGCGAUGGUUGACGAUGAUUAUAGCGACGAAGAAAUUGACGUUUAUGAGCUUGAGAGGAGGAUGUGGAGGGACAAAAUGCGUCUCAAGCGAUUGAAGGAACAGAUCAAACCAAAGGAAGAGUUUGAUGCAGCAAAGCAGAGGCAAUCACAAGAACAGGCAAGGAGGAAAAAGAUGUCAAGGGCUCAAGAUGGAAUUUUGAAGUACAUGCUGAAAAUGAUGGAGGUUUGUAAGGCCCAAGGAUUUGUUUACGGGAUAAUUCCUGAGAAAGGAAAGCCUGUGACAGGGGCAUCAGACAAUCUCCGCGAAUGGUGGAAGAAUAAGGUUAGGUUCGACCGCAACGGGCCAGCUGCCAUAGCCAAGUACCAAUCUGAUAAUGCAAUUCAAGGGGCUAACGAUGGAUGCAAUUCUAUCGGUCCAACCCCUCACACUUUACAAGAGCUGCAGGACACAACCUUGGGUUCUCUGUUAUCAGCACUGAUGCAACAUUGUGAUCCCCCUCAGAGGCGGUUUCCAUUGGAAAAGGGGAUUCCUCCUCCAUGGUGGCCAACAGGGAACGAAGAAUGGUGGCCUCAAAUCGGUUUACCCAAAGAUCAAGGUCCUCCACCUUACAAGAAACCUCAUGACCUCAAAAAGGCGUGGAAGGUUGGAGUUCUGACUGCUGUUAUCAAGCACAUAUCUCCGGACAUUGCCAAAAUUCGGAAGCUUGUGAGACAAUCCAAAUGCCUUCAAGACAAAAUGACUGCCAAGGAAAGUACAACAUGGCUUGCCAUCAUCAAUCAAGAGGAAGCGUUAGCACGAGUGCUUUACCCCAAUUUCAUCCCUCCAUUCGCCUCAGUUGGAGGAAGUGGAUCUUUUUCCACCAAUGAUGGCAAUGAGUAUGAUGUUGAAGGUGGAGAGGAUGAACCAAAUUUUGACGUGGAGGAGCGGAAACCUGAGACUCUUCUUCAUCCGUCAUCCAAUAUUGGGAUGGAGAGAAUGAGGCUAAGACUUCCACCCGUACCACAUUCUUCUUUCCCAAUGAAAGGAGAGGCUGCAAUUGCAACAACAAACUUUGAUUUCAUGCGGAAGAGGAAGAUGUCCGGCGAGUUUAACACGAGGAUGGAUCAGAAAAUCUUCACUUGUGAACACUCUCAUUGUCCUUAUAGCGAAGUUCGGCUUGGGUUUCAAGACAGAAUUUCUAGGGACAAUCAUCAAUUGAAUUGUCCAUAUAGAGCCAGCUCCUCAGAUUAUGCAGGUCCAAGUUAUCAUGUUAAUGAGGUUAAACCAGUCAUAUUUCCUCAGUCCUUUGUUCAAUCGAAACCUACUGCUCAAUCGGUUAAUAUGGUUCCGCCUUCGAUUGAUCUAACAGGACUUGGAGUUCCCGAAGACGGUCAGAAAAUGAUCGGUGACCUUAUGACAGGCUAUGAUACAAAUGUUCAAGGCAACAACCGUGUAGCUGCUGUAGAGAAUCCAAACUUACCGCAACCUAACAUUCAGCCGCAGCAGGGCAGUUUCUACCGCAGUCAAGGAAUUGUGAUGGGAGGAAACUUGUUUCAAGAAACCAGCAUGUCCAAUAACCAUCACAUGUUUGCAAGAGAUGAAGGUCAAUUCGACCGGUUCAAAGCUUUGAAUUCACCCUUUGAGAACCAUCACAAUCACAAUCACAACAAUAAUUAUCAUUUAAUGUUUGGGUCCCAUUGUGAUUUGACAUCCUUUGAUUUUAAGGAUGAUAUGCAUGGAGUAGGGGUGGAUGGUCUUCAGAAACAGCCAGAUAUUUCAAUAUGGUACCAGUGAAUUUGACAACUGGAAUUCAAUCUUGUUACUCUUUUCUGAUCUUUUUUUUCAAUGGUCUGGCCACUCAUAUCAUGUGAAUUUUACCUUUGGCCAAAAAGGUCGUAUUGCAAUUUUCUUCACAUGUAAUUCUCUAGGCCUAGAACUAGAAAUUUUAUUUUUACAAUAAUAAAAGAUUGUGGUGUUCCCAUAAUGUAGACCUAUGGUUUUGUUCGUUGUUUUUUAAGUAUCAGUAUAGCCUUGUUGUUACUUAAGAUUAAUUGUUCUAUAAUGGAAGACUGUGAUAUAAAUAAAGAUUUCAACUAAAGGAUUUGUCCUUUAUUGGAUA